This is a messenger RNA of Penicillium atrosanguineum, 582 nucleotides long. RefSeq lists its product as uncharacterized. The record is from RefSeq and is a predicted model, not a curated record. NCBI's taxonomy places the organism in Eukaryota, Fungi, Ascomycota, Eurotiomycetes, Eurotiales, Aspergillaceae. Bases 1 to 582 code for a protein of 193 amino acids. Gene Ontology annotation, biological process: steroid biosynthetic process. The transcript has a single exon. Gene Ontology annotation, molecular function: 3-beta-hydroxy-Delta5-steroid dehydrogenase (NAD+) activity.
AUGUCUGACCACAGAACAGCUACCAUCGAAAAAGGCUCCCUUGUUCUUGUUACUGGAGCUAAUGGGUUCGUGGCUUCUCACAUCGUCAAGCAGUUGUUGGAACGUGGCCUCAAAGUUCGUGGCUCUGUGAGGGAUAUCAAUCGCACAUCUUGGCUCGUCAAAGGCGCGCUCAAGGAGUAUGCCAGUAAAGGUGACUUCGAACUUGUGACCGUCGAGGACUUUACCGCCGAAGGUGUUUACAACGAUGCGAUAAAGGGCGUAUCUGCAAUUAUCCUUGUUGCGAGUAUUGUUACCUUCGCUUCGGAUCCUGCAACUGUCAUUCCUAUAACAGUUGCUGCGGCCACACGUAUCCUGGAAGCAGCACUAACAGAAUCGUCGGUUAAGGCCUUUAUCUAUACAAGCUCUAUUGUCGCAGCUACGACACCCCAGCCCGGAAACUCUACUCAUGUGGAUCGUAAUACGAGGAAUGACAAGAUUACGGAGCUGGCUUGGGCACGACCUCCUUGGCCUGAAUCCCAUGGCAGCAUUGUAUACGGCGCGAGCAAAGUUGCCGCAGAAAAGGACCGUGUGGGAAUUCUAUGA